CUGCGAGCGAUCUGCGCUUCUUCGACCCGAUGCCGUGAUCUGUUUCCGACAAAGACAACAAAUAACUGACUAGUAGGCUUGUGGUUCUGAAUUACUGACUAGGGCUGCAAUAGUUAGCUUCACGCCGUAUUGCCAACCAGAACUCAUCGAGCUUGCAAAGUUUGUGAGAAUCCUACAUGGAAGAAUUGAGCCAGCAAUGUCAGAUCUGUAUCUCCCGAGAGGAGAGAAGUCUUCUCGGGGGAAUGUUUCAAACGGUUUGACGCUAGGAUACCUAGCGGAACUGGAUGACGAAGCUUGUUGCGGCGAUGAGGCAGCGAAUGCGAAGCGCUGUGCCAUAACUAGCGAGUGUGAAUGUGUAGAGACAACAGGCAACUUUUACGAUAGGUUCGGGCGAUUACAGCUUUCGGUCCUGCCCCGUAACCUGCCUCUGGUAGAAUGCGGCCCACUCUGCCUAUGUUCCGUAGAGAAUUGUUACAACCGUGUCACUCAAGGCCCUACCAGGCUCCAGCUUGAGGUCUACUUCGCAAGAGAUUCUGUGCAAAAAGGUUUCGCAUGCAGGACGCUCGAACCAGCAAAAGCUGGAUCGUUCGUAGCACUUUAUGCCGGAGAAUUGAUCUCUGGUAAAACAGCUCAGAGAAGAAGGACCAAAAGACAGCAGGAGCACCCCUCGUGGGGCAAUUAUAUUUUGGCCUUGAGGGAGAACGAUAAAGUCUGGGGCCGAGUAGAUGCCACCCAUACAGGAAACGUUGCACGCUUUUUGAAUCACUCGUGCGAUCCAAAUUGCCUGAUCCAACUUGUCAGGUGGGGUCCGAGAGCAUUCCCCCGGCCAGCUAUAUUCACUAGAAAAGCGGUAUCAGCUGGGGAAGAGUUGACCUGGGAUUACGGAAACGCGUCUUGUGACUCUGAGGAGGAGAUCUAUACGUCUGCAGAGGCAUCACCAGCUAUUCUCAAGCCCUGUUUAUGCGGAGCACAAAACUGCAGAGAUUACCUCCCUUGGGGUACCGACUAGUACUGCAUGGCUCGUGUAACAAGACAUCAUUAUAAGAUUCGUUAUACAACAU
Filobasidium floriforme is the source of this 1061-nucleotide messenger RNA. RefSeq lists its product as uncharacterized. The record is from RefSeq and is a predicted model, not a curated record. The coding region runs from base 197 to 1009 and encodes 270 amino acids. Gene Ontology annotation, molecular function: protein binding. Lineage: Eukaryota; Fungi; Basidiomycota; Tremellomycetes; Filobasidiales; Filobasidiaceae. The transcript has 7 exons.